CCUAAAGUCGCUUCCGGAAAUUCAACCAAAACCAAGUGCACCGACAAAAAGCGCACGCUGGAAGAGUUACAAACCAAGGUCCAAAAAGCCGAUGACAAAGGCGGCACGGAAAUGGAAACAACUCAAGAACCCCGAGGUCGGAUCGUCAAAGAAAAGAACAUCCACCGAGGUUGACGCUGAUAAUACUAUUGGCUCGUCGGAACAAAGACCUCCUGUCAACCUAGACGACUAUGAUGAUGCGAACCCUAUUCCACGGUCGAUCAAAAGAAAGAAGACAAAAUUAAUUUCCUCGAGUUCUGCAUGUUCCGGCUCUGUUUCCUCUCACAACGAUAUCGGUCGGGCAAUGGUUGAACAUGUUAGCCUUGGUCAUCUGGUUUUUGGCUUCAAGAUUCUGCAAGCAGCGCAAUCUGCUUUCUUUUUUGGAGUAAACGUGGCUGAGAUCCACAGCUAUUCGGUCAAUGCUCCCCCUAUCAAAAACACAAGAGAGUGCAAAACUCUUCAUUUGGAAUCUCCAGGUGCAAUUCUUCGCCUCGAUUUCCCCAAUUUUUUGGGUCAAAUCUUUGAUUAUGAAUCGUGGGUUGAUUAAUAGCGGGAUUCGAUACCUAAUUUAGAUUCAUAUUCCACAUAAUUAGAUUGGGGAGGAAAGUGAAAGAAAGCAACCACAUUCGUGACCAAGCAUAGGUUAUUCUUCGAAUGAAGUUUAAUUGAGUUUUAAAUUGCAGCCUAGAGGAACCGAAAUGUAAGUUUCUUUAAAUCUUAAUUUACACUUAUUACAUAAAACAAUGUAAUGAGGUAGUUGUAACUUUAUUAUUUUUGGUGUUUAGUGAUUCAUGACAUAUUGGACUGAGGUUAUAUGUUUUAUGGCUAUUUUGUGUGCCAUAUGUUCAAGUUCCUUACAAUUACAUUAGGAGUGUGAUUCCUGCUAUUUAGUGAAGACAUGUAGCUUCUUUGAGUUGUCUUUUGUAAAAAAAUAUAUUUAUUACAUGAGCUACAGGUGGAUUAUUUUUACUUAGUCAUCGUUCGAGGUGGCUAUCUGUAAUUAGCAUAUCAGCGGGCAGCGCUAAAGCCGCUAGGAAAAACAGCCAGGCAGUCGAAGUUCUCAAAACCCUAUAUGUGAAUCCAGACGAUUGAUAUACUGUAGAGAGCUGGAGCCGAGGUUAUAGUGGCUUCAGUGGAGAAGGAGCUCCGGGUGGACGCCUUACAUGGAUUCAAAGUCAUAGCCGAUAUACUUAUUUCUGAUUGUGCCAAUAUUGAGUUUUGGUCUCUUUUCUCUUCCUGUAUGUUUCGCAUAGGGUUCCAUUGAUUGAAGUGUAGUGUCUAAGUUCCGUUUCUGCUUGGCCGUUUGGCCAGCCACUAUUCCUGGAUAAUGACUAUUUUAAAUUUUAUAUUUUAACCGUGUUUCUUAAUGUUUGACAGACUUAAGAGUUGGACUACUGCCGUUGAGGUAAAUUUUAAAACAUGAAUGUAUUCUAUUGAUGUCUUUAUAAAGUCAUGCACCCACUUUCCCCCAAGAAUUUCAUUUGUGUUUUCUUACUCCUAUUUUUAUUUUCCUUACUUGAAUGAGUAGAAAAAGGUGGACAGUGAAUAAUGAUAGGAAUGAUAGAAACCUUUGAAGAAUUUUAUGCAAACCAAAUAUAAGAGGAAAAUAAUGGAGAGUUUCUAAAAAAAUAUGACUGUUUGUUGGAGAAUGAUUUGUAGGGUGCAUCACUGGAUUGUGGAGAACACAAGAUGGGACAAUGGCACUAUACACUAGAAUGGGGGGAGUUCUCUUUCAAAUCUGUUUACAGUGCCAUUUUAGAACCUAAAGAAAUCCACUGUCCUAGCAACUUUGCUGGCAGAAAUUUCAAGUCCCCAAUGUCUAACUCUUCAAUUGGAAAGUAACUAAUAAUUGUUUGGCUUUCCCUAAUUAUCUCACUAAAUAUAAUAUACACCUGCCACAUUAAUAUAGAUUAGUGAACAAAAUAGAAAAAACAUUAUUUGAUUAAUCUAGAUUUCUGCUGAGAAACCCUUUAAGUGUGAGAGAGUUGCCUUAGAGCCACCAGAUCACUCUUCACCGUCCACCGACCAACACGCCAAUUUUUCAAUGUGCAAUUAACUGGUAUGUCCCGAUUGAGGUUCCUUCUUGGUUUUUACUAAUAUGACUAUUUAAAAUUAUUGUUUAUUUGUUUGAUUUAAUAAAGCAUUACUUGAUUCUUCAUCUGUGUGUGGCGCAUCAAGGUCAAUUUACAGAGCUUGGACGGCCUACAUAAAUCAGAGUGUAUAGUUCAAUCCUUUACAUUUUUUAUGUUGGUGUCGUUCAAAAGAAAGGUAUUUCAGUUGCAAAGAAAAUACACAUUUUAUGUGUUUCAUCAAAGAAUUUGAUUGAAGAUUUUGUAGAAACAAAGAAUAAUCAAUUUGAACGAAAUAGAGAUGAUAUCACUGAUUCUACUGUCAACAAAAGAAUGAAAGAGGUGGAACAUUGUGAUGGAGACGGGGAUGAGUCGAGCAAGAAGAUGAAUAUCGUUAUAAUAGAGAAAAAUUAGGAAUAUAUAUUUUAUGUUAGCCUGAGAGUAUUUUUUUGGAUUGAUUUAUGUGUCACAUAGGUUUUUUUUGUGGAU
Messenger RNA from Cuscuta campestris, 2597 nucleotides. NCBI's taxonomy places the organism in Eukaryota, Viridiplantae, Streptophyta, Magnoliopsida, Solanales, Convolvulaceae. The record is from the annotation of a GenBank genome assembly.